AUGUCUGUUAUCCAAAAACACAUUACAAGAACUCAACCCGAAGAAGGAAAGUUAGAAUAUUGUUGCAAGAGUGGUAAGGUUAUGGGUUUCCUAAUGGAUGCAUCUGUUAGACGCACAUUGAUAUACAAAUUCCAGUCUGAAAUCAAAGAAUAUAAGGUUUACACCAUUCAAUCUUUUAGUGUUUCAUGUAAUGGUGGUUCUUAUAGAACUACAAAUCACACCUAUAAGAUCAACUUCCAAUUUGGAACCAAGGUCAAUAUGGUUGAAAAUGUCAUUGGAAUGUUUACUGGUGUUGGAACAGAGAGGGAGCUAGAGAAAGGUGGUAAGAAAACCAAAAUGAAUGUCAUCCUUAUUGAAGCUGAUGGUUUGCGACUGGAGUGUACUUUAUUUGGUAAAUAUGUUGAUAUGUUAAAUGCAUUUCUGGCCUCUGGAGAGGAUCAACAUGUUGUCAUUGCUUUACAUUAUUGCAAAGUGAAGACCUUCCAAGAUAAAGUUUCUAUUCAAAACUCUAUGAACUGUACCAAGAUAAUUUUUAACUGUGAUGGUGAAGAUGCAACCAAGUUGAAAAAAAUGAUGUGGGAUAGUACUGAAUCUCCUUCUCAACCUCUUACCCAACUUUGUCCUUCUUCUAAAGUUAGCUUGGAAGAUGAUUUCAUUAAGCUGCAUCCUAGGAGUUCAAUUGAAGAAAGUACUUUUGUAGUAAAGGCUACUAUCAAACAUGUGCUAGAUCAUGAUGAUUGGUGGUAUACAGCAUGUAUCUGCAACAAAGCAGUAUAUCCUGAUUCCAAAAUGUAUAAACUUAAACUUCGUGUAAUUGAUGCUACGGAUUCUACAACUUUUGUUGUAUUUAAUCGUGAUGCAAGUGCAAUGUUGAAGAAAUCAUGCUCUGAUAUUCUUGACUUACAAGACAAGGUUAAGUUUCAUAUGUUCGUGGCUGCUUCGAUCUGCGGCGGUGACUGCGGAAAUGGAGCAGGUGCAAUGGUGCGGAGCGUGAACGGAGAGCAUGGUUGUUGUGGUGGUGUAGCAAGCUUCUAUGGAGUGCGAUGCGGUGAAGAUGGAGACGGCUGCAGAGGUUGGAUGCGGCUGCCAUGGCUGGAACAAGCUUCACGCUCGCGGAGAAGAUGA
Molecule: messenger RNA, 1125 nt
Organism: Vigna unguiculata (cowpea)
Lineage: Eukaryota; Viridiplantae; Streptophyta; Magnoliopsida; Fabales; Fabaceae
Product: replication protein A 70 kDa DNA-binding subunit B-like
Source: RefSeq, a predicted model, not a curated record